UGCACAUUUUCUUAGAACAUCGCARUGCAUGCUAGUUAAUUCCCAGUGCCCCUCGACCAGCAAUCACAUGUACCUUCUUCCUCGUAAAAACCAGAAAUCAGGCCUAAAAGAACACAAAAUGGAUCCUGUGAAUCAUCCGCUCACGUUAUGGGCCCAGAGAAAAGACAAGCUCUUYAUCACCAUUGCACUUGAGGAUUGUMAAGAACCAACUAUCGACCUCACAGAGACAAAACUUACCUUCAAAUCUAAAGGCGGUCACGAUCACAAGUUAUAUGAAUUAGAAUUGGAAUUCAACCAAUCGGUGGUCCCUCAGGAAUCAAAACAGCUAGUCACAUCAAGAGAAAUUACUUUUAAUAUCAAGAAAAAAGAUGAAGGUCCAUAUUGGCCACGACUACUUAAAGAUAAAACAAAGCCACAUUUUCUUAAAACYGAUUUUAAUAAAUGGAAAGAUGAAGAUGAUUCUGACACUGAAGACACCUAUACUCCAGAUGAUGCAAAUUUUGAAAGUAUGGUCAACAGCAUGGGUGCAGGAGGUUUAGGAGAGAAGUUUGAUCCAGGAGAAGUAGACUCAGAUGACAGUGAUGAUGAAGAACUACCGGACUUAGAAGGCUAGUCCGUUUGAAGUCUAAAGAUUUUUUCAUCYCAAUGCAUUUAUAAUGCUGUGUUGUCUCAGACACUUUGGUAGGACUUUCAGUAUAUCUGGAAUUGAUACCACAAUAAUUUGGAUUUUAAAAAUAUAGUCCCUAACAUUGUUCUUCUAAGUGGUGUAGUCCCUCUCUAGUAAUAAAAAAUAUUUGUACAGUAUGUCAUCUAUGCACUUCUGUCAAAGCCAAUAAAGUACAUGUUGUGCUAGA
Molecule: messenger RNA, 854 nt
Organism: Exaiptasia diaphana
Lineage: Eukaryota; Metazoa; Cnidaria; Anthozoa; Actiniaria; Aiptasiidae
Product: prostaglandin E synthase 3
Exons: 8
Coding region: 29-613 (194 amino acids)
Biological process (GO): chaperone-mediated protein complex assembly; protein folding
Cellular component (GO): nucleus; cytosol
Molecular function (GO): protein-folding chaperone binding; Hsp90 protein binding
Source: RefSeq, a predicted model, not a curated record